Messenger RNA from Harmonia axyridis, 1743 nucleotides. RefSeq lists its product as uncharacterized. NCBI's taxonomy places the organism in Eukaryota, Metazoa, Arthropoda, Insecta, Coleoptera, Coccinellidae. Bases 422 to 916 code for a protein of 164 amino acids. The transcript has 4 exons. The record is from RefSeq and is a predicted model, not a curated record.
CGUGCUAGCUAUAUUCUAUUAUUUCUACUCAUCGUUCAGAGAGAACUAGAAACACAACUAGAAGUUGAUUGAGGGUAUAAUGAAAAAUUCAAGGGCGGUACCUAUAGUGUAAUAGAAAAUCAAAGGGGGUUUCGGGAGAAUUUGCUAAUAAAGCUUUAUUUCUGACUUCAAAUCUAGUACUGGUUACAGAGCCUUUGAAUUAAUAAUAAAAACUACAAUAAAAUACAGUUUAAUUAUUAUUUCAUAUACCAUUUCGUAAUAGAGUUGUAGCUAAUAUGACACAACCUUUUAUUAUUUGUAAUUUCCUGUUUGUGUGAAGCAAUAUACUGUUAAGCAGUGAAUUAUUUCGAGAAUUUAGCAUUCUAUAAGAUCAUGUUCUUGUUCUUACAUGUUGUCUUGAUCUUAUAAAAUAUUUGUGAUAAUGAACCCACAUUUUGAAUCAUCAUCUCCCACUCUAGGAGGCGGUGUAUCAUCUGCUCCUCCUACCUAUGAUGAAGCUGUGGGUAACAUACCACCUGGACCAAAGGAUAAUUAUAUUCCGAAUGCAGACAAAGCAGAAGAGGAAAAAGAGAGAAAAGCUCUUCCAGCUCCGGUCACCUCUCAACCACAGCCACAAUUACAAACAUACAACUUUGAACAACCAGUUAGUACGCCUUCCUCUUCAAAUGACUGUGCUGUCUGCUGCUUGUGGUGCGAUGGAGAGGAUAUAGCAGAUAUUUGCUAUUGUAUAAUCUGCUGUUGCAGGCAUAACACUAACCAUGACGUCGGCUGUUGUAAUUGUAACAUCUGUGGUGAUAGUCCUGAAGGUUGUUGUGAGUGUGGUGACUGUGAUUGUGGGGAUUGUGAUUGUGGAGCUUGUGAUUGUGGAAAUUGUGAUUGCGGAAAUUGUGAUUGUGGAGAUUGUACGAUUCUCUAAUUUUGGAGGAAGGGUCAAUAUUAUCCUAUCCUUUCCUUUAGAUAUUAUUAUUUUUGCGCUUAAUUAUCAUAAGUAAUUGCACAAGUGUAUCAAAAUUACCAAUAAUUUUGCAUGACAGCGUAUUGUCAUAAAAACUGCACGAGUUUUUUUUCAAGGAAAACACACUGGAAUGCAAAAUUAUCCGGUCAUUUUGAUGCACGAGUGUAAUUCGGGGGAAUAUUUCCCGAAUAAACUGUUACAUCACUUGUCAAACUGAUGUAGAAUGGAAUUGCCAUAGAUUCGAACUGUGUAAGAUGUAUAGAAACUAUGCAUCUAUGAACAGAACAAUUAUCGCAGUGCUGUUUCGCUUCCUACAAUGCAAUUAUCGCUGUAAUUUUCGAUAAUUGUUCUCCAUAUACAUAUAAUUUUUGACAGGAGGGAAAUAUUCAUAUAAUACUUCUGUUGUUCAAUAAUAUUUCAUAUUAUCAUAAUUGUAUGUAUUAUAGUAAUUUAAAUAUUCAAAGCAAAGGAUCAAAAUUAUCUCAAUUGACUGCUCAAUACUAAACUGUAAAAUAUAUUUAGUAUUUUUGUAAUUGUAUUUUAGCAGUUUCUCAUAGGCUUCCAGAAGUUCAUGAGCUUAUGCAAGUUCAAAUUCAUAUUAUAAUCGUAUAAAGGAGAGUUUCAGAAUAGCUAAUCAAUUUUGAUCUAGUUACAAUUGGAAGCAAGAUAAGGGGUAUUUUUUUAUAAUUCAGAAUGUACUUCUAAUAAUUUUUUUAUAUUAUAUAUAUUUUUAUAAACUGACUUUAUAUAUACACAUGUUAAUGUUUUGAAUUAUAUCACAUAUUUCA